AUGCAACUCGAGAAGUGCACUGAUGAUAGUUUCAGUUUUAUCAUAGGUGCUGUUGAUUUCAAGUGCAAAAAUAAGUAAUUCACACUUGCAUAGUACUGUGUUGAUAAGCUUUUUACUGAGGCAAGGUAAUCAUAAUUGUUUGGUACUGACUAUUGCAAGCUUAUGGAAUCAGCAAGCAAAAUUGAUGUGGUAUUCCCAAAUGAAUACCUAAUGAAUAGAGGCAAAAAAAAGUAAAAUAGCCUUCAAGCAAAGUAGUUUAAGAUUAAAGAUGAGAAGAUUAAUUAGACUUCCCUUAUCCUUGACGAUGAAGCAAUCAUCUCUAUGCUGAUCCCAUGA
Molecule: messenger RNA, 336 nt
Organism: Stylonychia lemnae
Lineage: Eukaryota; Ciliophora; Spirotrichea; Sporadotrichida; Oxytrichidae
Source: the annotation of a GenBank genome assembly